Molecule: messenger RNA, 2767 nt
Organism: Condylura cristata (star-nosed mole)
Lineage: Eukaryota; Metazoa; Chordata; Mammalia; Eulipotyphla; Talpidae
Gene: TMEM68
Product: transmembrane protein 68
Exons: 6
Coding region: 238-1140 (300 amino acids)
Cellular component (GO): membrane
Molecular function (GO): acyltransferase activity
Source: RefSeq, a predicted model, not a curated record
GCUCAAGUUUCACCGCAUCCGUCGGUGGUUGAGCCACUGGAGAGCUUCGUUGAACCAUCGGAGAGCUCCGUCGCUGCUCGAGAGUGACGGCGAGCGGCCCCUGCAUCCUCCCGUCACAGAUAAGGAAACUGAGACAGAGAUGUGAAGUAACUUGUCUGGGUCAUAGAGUGGCACAAUUAAAGACCUGUUAUGGCAAUAAAGAAAGAGACUGGAUUUGUCAUUUUCACCUAAAGAAAAAUGACCGACAAAAAUCAAACCUGUGGUGUGGGACAGGAUUCAGUGCCCUAUAUGACUUGUCUGAUUCACAUACUGGAACAAUGGUUUGGUGUGGAGCAACUGGAGGAUUACUUGAAUUUUGCAAACUAUCUCUUGUGGGUUUUUACGCCACUAAUACUUCUAAUACUUCCUUAUUUUACUAUCUUUCUUCUCUACCUUACUAUUAUUUUCUUACAUAUUUAUAAGAGGAAGAAUGUAUUAAAAGAAGCCUAUUCUCAUAAUUUGUGGGAUGGUGCAAGGAAGACAGUGGCAACUUUAUGGGAUGGACAUGCAGCAGUUUGGCAUGGUUAUGAAGUUCAUGGGAUGGAAAAAAUACCAGAAGAAGGGCCAGCACUUAUAAUUUUUUAUCAUGGAGCUAUUCCUAUAGAUUUUUACUACUUCAUGGCUAAAAUUUUUAUCCACAAGGGCAGAACUUGCCGAGUAGUAGCUGAUCACUUUGUUUUUAAAAUUCCAGGGUUUAGUUUGUUACUUGAUGUAUUUUGUGCUCUACAUGGACCAAGAGAAAAAUGUGUUGAAAUUCUGAGAAGUGGUCACUUGUUAGCUAUUUCACCAGGUGGAGUUCGAGAAGCCCUACUUAGUGAUGAAACCUACAACAUCAUAUGGGGUAAUCGUAAAGGCUUCGCUCAGGUUGCAAUUGAUGCUAAAGUGAUGAGGAAACUCAGGCACAGAGAGAUGAAGGGAUGGAGGGACCAGGUGAUAAAGCCAGGCAGAAGCAGAGCAGAGCAUACAGUUCAGAGCUGCAGGCGGCCGGGGCGUUUGCCAUCCCUGACUGCAUCUCACAGUGAGUCCGCUGACCUAGAGAUUAGAGGGCCUUCCAGAGACAUGAGAGAAAUUCCAAUCUCUUACGGAUACAGUUGUAAAUAGCACAAUCCCUGUGUAGGCCUUACAGUAUUACCAUGAACCUUGAGGAAAAAUUUUAUACUGUUGCAGAACUAACGUUUAGAUUUUGAUGUGGUAACAGGAAAAAAAGACUAGGCUAUCAAUGCAAGUUUGUGAAAUACUGAUAGAAAAUCUUUAAGAUUCAUCUGAAAGGUAUGGAUACUAUAAAUUUAUAUAAGAUAAAUCACUCAUUUUGUGAAUUCUUGAGAAUUAUAAUUUUGAUAAGAAUUUUUACAUAACUUCAUAACUAAUAAGUUGGGGGGGGAAUAGCCCACUUACUCUACCAGAAGUAAAAAAAGAAAAUUAUUUCAUUAAAACUGUUUAUAUAUAACAUCUUAAUCUUAAAAAAAACUUAGAAUAAUUGUCAUUUUAUCUGUGAAGAAACUGAACUUUAAACAUGGUAAGUAUAUUGUCCAAUAUUCUCAUUCUUUUUUAGUGGUAAAGACUCCAAAACCAUGUUAAAGUAACUUAUUUCCUUAAGAGCAGUUUUAACAAAAUAAACUCUGUCUCUUGCACAUAUCUAUGCACACACAUACAGAGAGACUCGUGUACAUGUAAACAACUUAAUGCUAGCUUGUAUAUGAAGUAUGUACAAGUAAAGGAAUAUAUAAUUAUUCUAUAGUAUCAUGUUAUCACAAGGCCAUGCUUGUAGCUUUAAGACUGGAAGCUUGAAUGCAAACUUAGAAACCAUAUGCCCAUAGCGUAGCCUGGAAAAUGGAACCUACUAGGGUAAGCUUUCUCCUUUCCUAUGUUCUAGAUUCUAGUUUUUAAAGAAUGAUGUGUAAUCUUAAAAGUCUUCAUGAAGUUUAUGAAAUACAUACUUCAAAACAGGGUUCAAGUCUCAUUCCCAUCAGUAGAUAUUUGUGGCAUAAAUAGAGAGGCAAAAUGGAAUGUGUGGGGGUAUGUGCGCUGAAAGGUAGAAACCUUCUGCUCCUGGAUCAUAAACUCAUUUUUUUUUACAAUAGAGUCAAUGUAUUUUGUCUUAUAUGUCAACUUUGUUAAAUUCCUCAUCUGACUGCUUACUUACUUGAAAUCUCUUUCCUAAUUGAUUUUAAGAUUGCUGCUGCCUAUUUCCUUUGUAUUCAGAGAAUACAGAUUAGUUCAUUAAAUGCAUUAUUUCUCUGUUCUGUUUAUUUACUCCUUCUUUAAUUCAUCUGUUACACUCUCUUUUGCCACUCAGUGUAUUCCAGGCACUGUUUUAGGUUCCAGAGGGUAGAGCAGUGAACAAAGUGUUCCUGCUAUUGAAUUUCUUCCUUUUGAUACAGGAGAGGUAAAUAAAUAAUUGAUCACAUGUAUGUGUAUGUAAUAGUAAAUAAGGUAGUAAGUUUUAUGAAGAAAGCUAUUCCUAUAGUUUCUUCAUAUAUUUUACUGUUUUUCAAAGCUGAAUAGAAAUGGCUUUUUAAAUGUCAGCUUAUUUAAAUAUCCAAACCCUGUUCAUUAAGGCAGGUAAUUCUGUAUUGGGGAAUUCUCAUGAUAGACUCUAAGUGAUACCUUCCUAUGGGUUUUUUAUAAUAUAAUAUUGUAUGAAAACAACAUUUAAUUCACUAUAUUUUGUUUACACUUUAAAGUAUUUUAUUGUUUUUCUUUUUUAAUCUACUUAAGUUUCACAGUG